AUGGUUCCUUUUGAUCCACAAACAUCGAAAAGGUUUGGUGGAAUCAAGAAGUGUUUAUGCGACCAAAGUAGUCUGAAAGUAAUGUAUUCAUACACUGAAGGCUGUUACACACUUGGCGCAGCAACAUCAUUUAGAUACCAGAUUAGUCCUGUGAACAAUCGAACGUUGCUCACAUAUUUCAGUAAUAAAAAUUGCCAACUACCAUACUAUGACUCUUAUGAGUUCACCGGUAGUGUAGAUGGCUGUACAGAGGGUAGUCCUGGAAUCAAUUGGUACAUAAAGCUCUUUAGAACACCGAUACCACCACCACCAAUUCCAGGUUAUUACUAUUAUGAACAGUAUUUGGAAGGCGAUGGUUGUAGCAGCAAAACUAGCAGCAACGGUAUGAGAGUAAAUAUUUUGCCAGGAACUUGUGUGGUCAACCCAACGAAUACAGGUUCGAUGUAUGCAGAUCCACCAGUAUCACCAAAUCAAAUGAUGAUGAGUUAUAGUACAGGAACCUGUCCAAAUUGGAAUGUAUCUUCCACCAUUGUCAAGAGUCCAAUUAACGCCGGAUGCACUAUGAACGAACCUUAUAGAACUAAAAACCUUGUUCUCGUUCCACCAAACAAUUUCUCAAUGAUAGUGGAACCACUUAUUGACCAGAUCAAUUUAAAUUUUAACCAAAGUUGGACUUUUAUAAAUACCUCUUCAUUUACCAUUAGAGGUAACAUUGACUCUUACCCUGUUUCCAAUUGGUGGACCUACAAUACCUCAUGUUAUGUUACAGGAUGUAGUUUAUACGAUGUUAGAUGGGAGGGUCAGAAUGUAACAUUGGAGUAUACAUUGAGACAAAUUCCAAUGAUAAUUUUAGAUAUUCCAUCACCACCUCAAUAUAAUAGUUUUACAAUGCGCAAAAGAACUAUUAUGGAAAAGAUUAAAAUUCUUUCAAUAUAUACAAGAAAUAUUACUAUUUCUUAUUCAUCCCUACUUGGAAUUCCUGGAGAUGUUUAUCAUAAUAUUACAGUGGAUGGUAGAUUCUUAUUGAAUAAAACCAAUUGUAAUUGGGGUUCAACUCUAGAGUGUACCAUAGGAACUAGCGAUUUUGCAUCAUUCCAACCUGGUAGUAGUCAUGGUUUAUCGAUUUACUCUACAACACAAAAAGGAAAGUUCAGAUCGAACAACACAGAGCAAAUCAAUUUCCAACUAUACACUCUCGUCGAGAAACCAGUGGUCACAUACAAUCAGAGUAAAGGUGAUCUCUAUUUAACAAUAACAGCAGGUGGCGGUAUACCAGGAAUGACAAACUAUGAAGUAUACUUGAAUGGAUCAAGAUUUACAAACUGCACCUACAAUGAAUUCAUUGAAAAUCUAUUUGAUUGUACAGUUUUCAAUAUAUCACCGACCACCAAUUAUUCCUUCAAUAUUAUUUCAAACAAUGAUGUAGAUACAAACAGUACAUUGACAUCAUGGCAAACUUGGCCAGCACCUACACCGGUAGUAUUAACAGCUACACCAGAUAUGCAUUAUGUUUAUUUAUCAUGGACAGAAAGUACAGGUGGUCAACCAAAUCAUACAAAUUAUUAUGUAUAUAUUUCAUAUGGAGAGAGUAGUUGGAGAGUGGUGCCAGGUUGUCAGAAUUUCAAGGAAUUAUCUUGUAAUAUUUCAAGUUUAGUUAGUAGUACAAAGUAUCUAUUUAAAUUAGUUGUGGAUAAUGAUGCAUUCCCAAGUUUAGAUUUUUAUGCAAAUUCUACAACCUUAUUUGAUCCAAAUAAUAUUUGUGAAGGACAAAUUGUUUGUAGUGGAAAUGGAAAAUGUAUAAAUGGUAGAUGUGAAUGUUUCCAAGGUUGGGAUGGUGUAAUUUGUAGUUUACGUAAACCAAUUGAGCAGGUUAAUGUUACAGUUAAUCCGGAUCCUCAGUCACCGAGAAUAAUUAUUCAGGUCGAUAGUGUUUCCUAUGAUUAUACAGUGACAGAGGUGAGUGAACAGAGCGAUAUUUUACAGAUAUCCACGAUGAAUCUGACAGCUCUGACAUGGGAUUUGAAAUAUAAUAUCGAAACAAUCAAUCAUCCCGAUAAUAAUUCACCAUUGCUGUACAAGACUUGGAUCUAUACUUCAUCAAACGAUACAGGUGAACAAGAUCAUAUAAAGAAUAUUACAAUUACAUUCAGUCAGUAUGUGGCGUUGAAUGGCACAAUUGGCGAUACCUAUCCAAGUAGUUUUGCAGGUGACGAUUUCCAGAUUAAGAUUGGUGCAAUCAAAUAUUAUAUAGAAUUGAACGGUUGGAAUUUCAGCUCUUCAUUAAACUACUUGGUCGUAAACUCUUUGAUUUCCGCACCGAUCGAUCAAUGUGGAAGAUCUUCAGAUGCAUCGUCGGUAAAGGAAGGAUCCGACAGCUCCACCGUUACAAUUGGUGAUGGAAAUGUAGUAACCGGAAGACUAUUGAAUCGUGCGUUGAUCGAUGACAUCCCGAUGAGAGUCGCCUACUCUACAGCACCGCGAGACAAGCGUACACUACUUUCAUCUUCGAUUCCCUAUUUCGAGAGACGAGCAGAGAUUGAUCCUGAUUUCUCGCUGAUGCUGAAAACAGAUAGUAACGGUAACAUUCAGAAUGAUCCAUGUGACGAUGACAGUAAACUCGAUACAAUGAAAAUCAUCAUCGGUGUGGUAGUUGGUGUGGUCGGUGCCAUUGCCGUAGUAAUCGCAACAGUAGUGACAAUCAAACAAAUCAAAAAGAACAAAGCGGAAAGAAGAAGAAUUGCAUCAAGACUUAAGCGAUUACAAAAUGAUACACCAACUAGCGCACCAACAACAACAACAACAACUCCAACAACAACUCCAACACCAAAUGUUUAA
Molecule: messenger RNA, 2835 nt
Organism: Heterostelium album PN500
Lineage: Eukaryota; Evosea; Eumycetozoa; Acytosteliales; Acytosteliaceae
Exons: 5
Coding region: 1-2835 (944 amino acids)
Molecular function (GO): protein binding
Source: RefSeq, a predicted model, not a curated record